AUGCCUCGCAAAGCAGCUGCAACGACGGCCGCAAAAUCGCGCGGGACCGCUGCUCGUGCGGCUGCCAAGAAAGCGCUCAAAGACUCAAAAGAUGAGGACAUGCCAUUGAUUCCAUCCAGCAUGCCCCUGUCACCUAGCAACAAUAGCAAUAUCCUCCAUCUAGCUGUUGCGGUGCCUUCUUCACGGGAUCCGAGCUCGCCGCUGAGGGACAGCGAGAAGGCUGCAAAGACUACAGGCGGUGCACAGAAAAAGGCGGCAACGACCAAAGCGACUAGUAAAAGCAAGUCAAAAGGUUCACAGACGGUCGUUGCAUUAUCCCGAGGUGGCUCGCCAGAUGCGCUAGAUCUGCUUUCGAGCGACGCCAGCAAGUCUAAGAGCGCCAGGACACACACUAGAGUGUGGGAUAGCAGUGACGAAGAGCUAGAGGCGGAAGAGGGCAGUGGCCUUCCUGCGGGGCAAAUCCAGGCAAUCCUUGCGAAUUACGACCUUGAAGGUGAAUUGAGAGCUAGUAAAAAAGUAUGCUGUAUACUCUAUGAUACUUACCUCACGUCGUCCACCUCGCGUUUGGCAGCCGAAGCGCGUCUCGAGCGCAUGCGUUCGGCGCUUGAGAUGGCGUUGCAGACCGCUCGCGAGCGCAUGGCGCUGAGCAUCAGCCGCAUCCCUCGCGCCGUACGAGAGUUAUCAGUCCGCUCAUUCGUAGAGGACUUUCAAGCAGAUGUCGCGGUCUUCAUGAAGACCGUCUUGGGAAGCGCUGAUCAAGAGUACACGCGAGAGACUGAGCAGCUCAACUCCAUCAAGGAAGGUCGGAAGAGGAGCUCCGAGGAUGGACUUGCGAAGAGUCCAGGGAAGAAGCACACACGCUCCACAGCCCCCACUUCGGAUCCUCAAGGCAAGGGCAAAGCCAAGCCAGCCUACGCUAAGAACACUUCCCAAGGCCAUAGCAAGCCGCCAGCCGGGACAGGAGGAAACAGUGCCGCUAACCUUCGAUCUUCGAUCUUCAACUCAACGAUAUCAGCCUUUCCUGCAGCCUCGUCCUCUUCUCCCGCACCACGUAGCAACGCCAUGUCCAGCUCAAAGUUUCAUUCACGCCUUGAUGCAGGCUCGCGCCGCAUGGUCGAUGCAGGACUCAGCUUCGCGCCGGCUGCCGGCUCCUCCUCCUUCGGCGGCGGCGCUGUUGGUGGCAGCUCGACCCCUUCCUCCGCUCUCGCGCGUGGCUUGAUGACGCCUGGAGGCCGACCGCGUGCUGCGCGCACAGGCGAGCACGUACAGUGGAUGAGCCUGAACGGCAGUCCGCUGACGGGCGUCAUCGGGCCCGACGGACGCGUGCGGCAGCUCGACCAGGCAUCCAGCUCGCGAGGCAUGUUCACGUCGAGCGAAAGGAAUCUAGAUGAGCUAGAGGAGGACAGAUUCGAUGCGGUGCUCAGCUCAUCAUUUUUAACGAGCAUGCAACAUUUACCUCGCAAUAGUCUGGGCCUGCCUGGCGUUGCUGGUGGCAGCAGCAGUACCGGCAAGGGCACUGAGAAGGGCAGAACAGCACCAUCAGCGACGGCAUCAAAUGCCGCCGCAACUGCUAUCACGUCUGAAGCGUUUGAUCCAGAGGACUCCCUCGUCGAUGAUCUUCCAGACGAAGCGGCGUACACGGCGCAGGGUGGAACUGCAAUCGCAGCGCUUGCAGCAGCAACAACAGCGCAUGCACAGCAGCAGCGGUAG
Tilletiaria anomala UBC 951 is the source of this 1710-nucleotide messenger RNA. RefSeq lists its product as uncharacterized. Gene Ontology annotation, biological process: mitotic sister chromatid segregation. The record is from RefSeq and is a predicted model, not a curated record. NCBI's taxonomy places the organism in Eukaryota, Fungi, Basidiomycota, Exobasidiomycetes, Georgefischeriales, Tilletiariaceae. The transcript has 5 exons. The coding region runs from base 1 to 1710 and encodes 569 amino acids. Gene Ontology annotation, cellular component: chromosome, centromeric region; spindle midzone; chromosome passenger complex.